Rhinocladiella mackenziei CBS 650.93 is the source of this 1047-nucleotide messenger RNA. RefSeq lists its product as uncharacterized. NCBI's taxonomy places the organism in Eukaryota, Fungi, Ascomycota, Eurotiomycetes, Chaetothyriales, Herpotrichiellaceae. Bases 1 to 1047 code for a protein of 348 amino acids. The record is from RefSeq and is a predicted model, not a curated record. The transcript is spliced from 3 exons.
AUGGCCGACUACAACCCUGACAUUUCCAACGGCACGUGCUACUACGCAAAUGGAGAAGAAGCUCCCUCGAGGUACAUCCCCUGUGGCAACGAAGCCCUCGGACACAAACCAUGCUGCGAGAGCCUUGAUAUGUGCUUAUCCUCAAAUGCCUGUUACAAUGGACAAUAUGGAGUCACCUAUUUAGCUGGCUGCACUGAUCCGGACUAUCUCGAUUCGAAAUGCCCUGACAAAGGAGACUUCGCAGAUCAGACAUGGGCCGGCUUGGUGUAUUGCAAUGGAACCUCUAACGAAUGGGUUGCCUGCGAAGACAGUGGAAGUACAGUUUCAAGUCCAGCUCCCUGCUGGUGUCCCUUCACGUCUAGAACGGUAGCCUUUACGGAUGCUUCUCGACUUAACGACAUUAUGUCCUUACCCGCAUCACUCGGCGCAAGCGUAUCUUGGAAAGAUGUCUCUGCCUACCAGUCUGAACAUUCCCUCACCUCGACAUCCUCUGCUUCGGAUUCAAGCCACAGCCAAGUCACUACAUCGCUGGCCCCCGCAUCUACUAGCACAUUUGUUAGCAAGACGGCCACCUUCACGUCUUUCGCAAUUCCAAACCCGACGGAAAUUGUGUCCCCAUCUGCGGCCUCCACAGUCGCCAUCUCAGGCUCCGAACUCAGUACCGGCGCAAUGAUAGGAAUCGCACUCGGGUCAUCGGGUGGGAUGGCCGUAAUAUUGCUUUUAGCAUGGCUGGCUUUCAGAUGCAUGCGUCGCAGGGAUUCGGGACUACAUCCGGAACCACCGAUGGUGGGCUUGAAUAGACCGCAGUCAGAAGUUGUUCAAACUGAUUUCGAGAUGCGAAGUCCGCCAUGGUCAAGCCAGAAAUCAGAACUUGCAGCAGAUGAAAACACCGGCGCUUCUCCUUCUUAUGGGUAUCAAGACGAUCGACGGCCGCAGAGCGUGGAAGUUGAAGGCGGUCCAGCUCGAAUUUCUCCUGCAAGACCUACACAUGGUGGUGGCUACAAGUUGCCGGGUCUUGACGGGACGUUCUAUGAGAUGCCUGGAUAG